UUUAGUUAGUGGCUAGAACUUUAGUUUUUUUUCCUUCAUCGAUAAUCUUAGUCUGCUCACAUCGACAACAACAAAAAAAACUUAAUUUUUUUUUAAACAUUUUUGUUUUGUUCGAUUCAAAAGUUAUCCACCAAAAAACCGAAGAAAAUGUCUACCAAAGAGAAUCCCUAUGAUGGCCAACUAUUAAAAAAUCUUGAUGUUGAUGGUAAACAAUAUCGUUAUUAUGAUUUACCAUCAUUAAAUCAUUCCGGUUAUGAAACAUUACCAUUUUCCAUUCGAGUAUUACUCGAAUCGGCUGUACGUUGUUGCGAUAAUUUUCAUAUUAAACGUAAUGAUGUUGAAAAAAUUUUAGAUUGGAAACAACAACAAUUUAAUAAAAUGGAAAUACCAUUUCGACCAAGUCGUGUUUUAUUACAAGAUUUAACCGGUGUUGCUGCUGUUGUUGAUUUUGCCGCCAUGCGUGAUGCAUUCCAACAACUAAAAGGUGAUCCAAAUGUUAUUAAUCCACUUUGUCCAGCUGAUUUAGUUAUUGAUCAUUCGGUUCAGGUGGAUUUUGCUCGAGUUGCCGGUUCAUUAACCAAAAAUGAAGAUCUAGAAUUUCAACGUAAUCGUGAACGUUUUGAAUUUUUAAAAUGGGGUGCAAAUUCUUUAAAAAAUACAAUGAUUAUACCACCUGGUUCGGGUAUUUGUCAUCAAGUUAAUUUGGAAUAUUUAGCACGCGUUGUAUUUAAUAGUGAUGGUCUACUUUAUCCGGAUAGUUUGGUUGGUUUGGAUAGUCAUACAACAAUGAUCAAUGGAUUAGGUGUUGUUGGUUGGGGUGUUGGUGGUAUUGAAGCUGAAGCAGUAAUGUUAGGUCAACCUAUUUGUAUGGUUUUACCUGAAGUUAUUGGUUAUAAAUUAACCGGGAAAUUACCAUCAUUUGCAACUUCAACUGAUGUUGUUCUAACGAUUACAAAAUGUCUUCGACAAGUUGGUGUUGUUGGAAAAUUUGUUGAAUUUUUUGGCCCAGGUGUUUCGGAACUUUCAAUUGCUGAUCGUGCAACAAUUGCAAAUAUGUGUCCAGAAUAUGGUGCAACAAUUGGUUAUUUUCCACCAGAUUCAACGGCAUUGAAUUAUCUGGAACAAACUGGUAGAGAUUCACAUGCAAUCAAAUAUAUUGAAUCAUAUUUAAAAGCAGUAAAAUUAUUUCGUAAUGAUUAUAAUAACCCCCGGGAAGAUCCAAACUAUACAAAAGUUUAUGAAUUAGAUCUUAGUACUAUAAAGAUAAGUUUAAGUGGACCAAAAAGACCACAAGAUCGUAUACCAUUAGAUGAAAUGAAAUUAGAUUUUGAACAAUGUUUAUUGGCUAAAGUUGGUUUUAAAGGUUUUGGUAUUGCACCUGAAGCAUUAAAUAAAUCAAUGCCAUUUAUGUUUGAAGGUAAAGAAUAUAUACUUUCACAUGGUUCGGUUGUUAUUUCGGCUAUUACUUCUUGUACGAAUACAAGUAAUCCAUCGGUAAUGUUGGGUGCUGGUUUAUUGGCUAAAAAAGCAGUGGAAAAAGGUCUGUCAGUCAAGCCAUACAUUAAAACAAGUAUGUCACCGGGUAGUGGUGUUGUUACUUAUUAUCUUCGUGAAUCCGGUGUUACACCUUAUUUGGAAAAACUUGGUUUCGAUAUUGUUGGUUAUGGUUGUAUGACUUGUAUUGGUAAUUCGGGUCCAUUACCACAAGAAGUUGUUGAAGCUAUUGAAAAAGGUGAUUUAGUUACUUGUGGUAUUCUAUCGGGUAAUCGAAAUUUUGAAGGUCGUGUACAUCCAAAUACCCGUGCUAAUUAUUUAGCAUCACCAUUAUUAGUUGUUGCAUAUGCAUUGGCUGGUAAUGUUCGUAUUGAUUUUGAUAAAGAACCAAUUGGUUUGGAUAGUACUGGUGCCGAAGUAUUUCUUCGUGAUAUAUGGCCAACACGUGAUGAAAUUCUUAAAGUACAACAACAAUCAGUUAUACCGGCUAUGUUUAAAGAAGUUUAUUCAAAAAUUAAAACCGGUAAUGAACGUUGGAAUAGUUUAAAUGCAAUUGAAUCAUUACUUUAUCAAUUUGAUUCGAAUUCAACAUAUAUAAAAAAACCACCAUAUUUUGAUGGUAUGACUAUUGAAUUACCGCCAAUAAAACCGAUAAAAAAUGCAAGAGUUUUACUUUUUCUGGGUGAUUCGGUUACUACUGAUCAUAUUUCACCGGCCGGUUCAAUUGCACGUAAUAGUCCAGCAGCUAAAUUUUUAAUGGAAAAAGGCAUACAACCAUCGCAAUUUAAUUCAUAUGGAUCAAGAAGAGGUAAUGAUGCUAUAAUGGUACGAGGAACUUUUGCCAAUAUUCGUUUGGUGAAUAAAUUUAUGCAGAAACCAGGGCCACAAACCGUUCAUCUACCAAGUGGACAAGAAUUGAGUAUAUUUGAUGCUGCACAACUUUAUCGUCAAGAAUCAACACCAUUAAUUAUUUUGACUGGAAAAGAUUAUGGUUGUGGUUCAAGUCGUGAUUGGGCUGCUAAAGGUCCUUGUUUGCUGGGUGUUCGUGCUAUUAUUGCUGAAAGUUAUGAACGAAUUCAUCGUAGUAAUUUAGUUGGUAUGGGUAUUAUGCCAUUGCAAUUUUUGGAUGGUCAAAAUGCUGAAUCACUUGGUUUGACUGGACGGGAAAUUUAUUCGAUCGAUAUUCCAACGGAAUUGGUACCUAGACAGAAAACAACUGUUCAUGCCGAUGAUAAAACUUUCGAAGUUAUUAUGCGAUUCGAUACUGAAGUUGAAUUGGAAUAUUUUAAACAUGGUGGUAUCCUACAAUAUAUGCUUCGACAAUUAUUAAAAAAAUCAUCCAAAUAAGUGAUGAAAUUUAAAUGUGCAAAUCAUGAGAAUUUUGAAAAAUUUUUUCUU
Molecule: messenger RNA, 2892 nt
Organism: Dermatophagoides pteronyssinus (European house dust mite)
Lineage: Eukaryota; Metazoa; Arthropoda; Arachnida; Sarcoptiformes; Pyroglyphidae
Product: cytoplasmic aconitate hydratase-like
Source: RefSeq, a predicted model, not a curated record